CGCUCCGCACCCGUCCCGGCGGCGGACACCGCACCGCACCUGUCCCACCCGCGGACACCGCAUCGCACCUUUUCAUUUCUGUCCCGCUGGUGUCACCGCACCGCGCCUGCCCCAGCCCCGGAGAGGGGCACCUCCCCGGGGGCCCGUUCCCAUCUGCUUCUUCCUGCUUAUGCCAGCCCUGCAGAGACAGCAGCAGCCCCUCUGAUCCUUGGCUCCAAGGGUGAGAUCCUCGGAUAGAAUGGGGCGCUUCACCGUGUGGGACUAUGUGGUCUUUGCAGCUAUGCUGCUCAUCUCAGCCAUCAUUGGCAUCUACUACGCCUUCGUGGGAGGUGGGCAGAAGACAUCGAAGGACUUCCUCAUGGCAGGCCGCAGCAUGAGUGCCCUCCCGGUUGCGCUCUCCCUCACCGCCAGCUUCAUGUCAGCCGUCACGGUGCUGGGCACCCCUGCUGAGAUCUAUCGCUAUGGUGCCAUCUUCUGCAUCUUUGCCAUCACCUACGGCCUGGUGGUGCUGUGCAGUGCUGAGAUCUUCCUGCCCGUCUUCUACAAGCUGGGCAUUACCAGCACCUAUGAGUAUUUAGAACUUCGAUUUAAUAAAUAUCUACGCCUCUGUGGAACGGUCCUUUUCAUAAUACAAACGACUUUGUACACUGGUAUUGUCAUUUAUGCUCCAGCUUUAGCACUAAAUCAAGUCACUGGCUUUGACUUGUGGGGCGCAGUGGUGGCGACUGGCGUGGUCUGCACGUUCUACUGCACACUGGGUGGUCUGAAGGCAGUGGUGUGGACAGAUGUUUUCCAGGUUGGAAUCAUGGUUGCUGGAUUUUCAUCUGUGAUUAUACGAGCUGUGGUGGUUCAGGAGGGAAUUGGACGCAUUGUAAAUGAUUCCUACCAUGGAGGAAGAUUAAACUUCUGGGAUUUCAAUCCCAAUCCUUUGCAAAGGCACACCUUCUGGACCAUUGUUAUAGGUGGGACUUUCACGUGGACUGGUAUAUACGGGGUUAACCAGUCUCAAGUCCAGAGAUACAUCGCAUGCAAAAGCAGAUUCCAUGCAAAAUUGUCCCUCUACAUCAACCUGGUGGGACUCUGGGCAAUCCUGGUCUGUGCCACACUGUGUGGACUGGCCCUCUACUCCAUCUACAAAGACUGUGACCCAUGGACGGCCAACCAAGUGUCGGCUCUUGACCAGCUAAUGCCAUACCUAGUGCUGGAUAUCAUGCGUGAUUUCCCAGGAGUGCCAGGACUUUUUGUGGCUAGUGCCUACAGUGGGACAUUAAGUACGGUGUCCUCCAGCAUCAAUGCUCUGGCUGCUGUGACUGUUGAAGACCUCAUUAAGCCCCACUUCAAAUCUCUCUCUGAAAAGAAGCUGUCAUGGAUUUCCAUGGGGAUGAGCCUGUUUUAUGGUGGAGUCUGCAUUGCUAUGGCUGCAGUGGCAUCUCUUCUGGGAGCCUUGUUGCAGGCAGCACUCAGCAUUUUUGGCAUGGUUGGUGGCCCCCUUUUAGGACUGUUUACCUUAGGAAUCCUCUGCUCCUUUGCCAAUGGAAUUGGGGCAUUUGUGGGUCUUGUCAGUGGCUUCAUUAUUUCACUUUGGGUUGGAAUUGGAUCUCAGAUUUAUCCUCCACUUCCAGAGAGAACCAAGCCACUCCCUCUCUCGAUUGUGGGCUGUAAUAUAUCCUCAGGAAAUUUAACAUCAACAGAAAUUCCAUUGACAACGGUUUUCAGCACACCAGGUGCAGAAAGGCCUGCCCUGGCAGAUAACUGGUAUUCCUUGUCUUAUCUCUACUUCAGCACGCUUGGGACACUUGUCACAGUAGUUGUGGGAAUAAUUAUCAGCCUCCUAACAGGAGGACUAAAGCAGAACACGGAUCGUAAAUUCCUGCUGACCAAGGAAGAUUUCCUGUCCAACUUCUCAUGGUCUGAAACUGAGCAACCAGAGAAAGUGGAAGUGUUGAACUGGAAACCAUUUACCAUGGCAGACGAAGGAACUGACAACCCUGCCUUUAGCCACAUUGAAAUGGAUGUUGCAAGUGACAAGAACAAAGUCAAUGGUCUUCAUAUAUGACACAAGGCCAUGUCAGCCUAUGAGGACAGUUUUGUUCAUGUCAAGCACUGUUGAUGUUCCUGUUCUGGGUCAGUUACCAGCUCUGCUGGGGUCAUGGGCAGGCAUCUGCUGAGCUUUGUGGCACUAUUGCCUUUGCAUGACCUUGACAUUAGUCAAGAAAGGAAUCAGGUUUUUCUUGCACUUCCACACUCUCUCUGGUUCUUGGGGACAGAGCCUAAAGCAAUGUUUCUAUGUGAAAUAUUUGCCUGAUAUUUUUUGAUCCUCCUGGAAAAUAUCUGCUUUUUAUCUCAUUUCACCCUCAGAGUGAAUUUUUCAUUUGGAAAGAAUACCGUUCACCCAGGGAUGGCUGUUUUUCUGGCUUGUUUUUUUUUCCUUCUUCUUUUUUUUGUAAGGCAUUGAAAGUAUGAAGAGAUUAGGGUGUGGGACCUUAUCAGAUUGUAAGAAACAGUGGUCUUUUUUAUGUAUAGGAGGCAUAUUUAGUGCUAUCUGGUUCUUCUGUAGAACUGAUUCUGAGAGCAUAUUUAUUUUGCUGGUUUUGUCGUCUAUGCUUUUUUUAACCCACUUGUUUCUUGGCUACCUGCACCUUCUUCUCUGUGCUCACUGCUCGGAGCUGCAAGAAUGACUUUGGUGGUGGUAGAGGCAAGAGUCAGUACUGUCUUUCCCUUCAUGCCCUAUCUCCCUGUUCUCCUCUGUCUUGCCCUUGCAGAUCUGGUCCUCAUGAAGGAAAUAAUCUAUUUACACUUUUUAUUCAUUGGCAUAGACCAGAACCACCACAGCCUUCUGCUGCAUGCCCAGCUUGCUGGCCUAGGAUUGUUCUUGCACUGGGCUGGGCACAGUGCAGCAGAGAUGUUAAUAGAGAAGAUUCCCUUUUGGCUGUACUGGACAAGAGUGAAGGCUGCAUCUGCAUUUGCCACAGCAGUUCUCUCCAGAGCUAUGAGCUAAAACUUUCUUAGUCCUUUGUGUUCUUGCAGUCCUUGUUUUCACUCUGGGGAUUCAUGUUCAUGGUUGGUUCAGAUCAGGCAAGUGCAUGUGUUUUGGCUUGCUUUUGGGUACAGUGGGGAACAGACUGACCCACUGUGUUGUUUCUGUGAAUCAGACUUUUACUGUGGCUAUACAGGAGCAUUUAAAGUUCUUCUACAACAGCAAAAUUAAGUUGGAAAAUUAAAGCCAUUGCAGGAAAGCUGAGCUGUGAUGCUUGGAAGGCAGUCAUGCUUGGGAAUCAAGUGAAAAACUGACUGCAUGCCUUAAAUACUUUCUAAAAAUAAUACUGCAUUUGUGCCAAGUAUUGAGCCGCUGUAACUUGGAAAAUGACACAGUGCUAGCUUAGUUACCUUGACUGGGGCCCUGUAGCAUCUAAAUCAAUUUUUUCCUGUGCCCUUGUGACAGAGGGCACUUGAUGAUCUACUGCAUAAGAUGAACUGUUAGGAUCAGAAAACAAAGGUGAAAAAAUGGGCUCCAAGGACCAGACCAGAAGAAAAGGCCAGACAGACUCUCUAUGGGUGCCACCAAGGCCAUGACUCCAUUGG
Messenger RNA from Passer montanus (Eurasian tree sparrow), 3582 nucleotides. RefSeq names its product solute carrier family 5 member 8 (gene SLC5A8). NCBI's taxonomy places the organism in Eukaryota, Metazoa, Chordata, Aves, Passeriformes, Passeridae. The coding region runs from base 239 to 2056 and encodes 605 amino acids. Gene Ontology annotation, molecular function: organic acid:sodium symporter activity. Gene Ontology annotation, cellular component: membrane. The transcript has 15 exons. Gene Ontology annotation, biological process: sodium ion transport; propanoate transmembrane transport. The record is from RefSeq and is a predicted model, not a curated record.